Molecule: messenger RNA, 804 nt
Organism: Striga hermonthica
Lineage: Eukaryota; Viridiplantae; Streptophyta; Magnoliopsida; Lamiales; Orobanchaceae
Source: the annotation of a GenBank genome assembly
AUGGCGAUCCCCCUCCCACCGCCGGAGAAGCUCAUUUUCGUCCAUCGGGAACCGAGCGGCAUCGCGUACGUUGUCAUCAACCGGCCGAAAUCCCUCAACUCCCUGACCCGGGCCAUGAUGGUCGACCUAGCCGCGUCGAUCAAGCAGCUGGCGUCGGACGAUUCGGUCCGGGUCAUCAUAGUCACCGGUUCGGGCCGGGCCUUCUGCUCCGGCGUUGAUCUGACGGCGGCGGAGGACGUGUUCAAAGGAGACGUCAAGGAUGUGGACACCGACCCCGUCGCCCAAAUGGAGCUCUGUAGGAAGCCGAUUAUCGGAGCCAUCAACGGGUUUGCGGUGACGGCAGGAUUCGAGAUCUCGUUGGCCUGCGAUCUGCUGGUCGCUUCAAAAGAGGCUAAGUUCAUGGACACUCAUGCCAGAUUUGGGAUAUUUCCUUCUUGGGGCCUGUCCCAGAAACUUACACGCAUAAUAGGGCCCAGUCGAGCUCGUGAGGCCUCCUUGGCUGCCACGCCUAUAACUGCCGAACAAGCUGAAAAGUGGGGUUUGGUCAAUCAUGUUGUCGAGGGAAAUGAGCUUUUGCAGAAAGCUCGGCAAAUUGCGGAGGCCAUGAUCAAGAAUAAUCAGGACUUGGUGCUGAGGUACAAAGCGGUUAUAAACGAUGGAUUUAAGCAAGAAUUGGGUCGUGCACUUGCUUUGGAGAAGGAAAGGGCUCACGAGUAUUAUGAUGGUAUGACUAAAGAGCAGUUUAAGAAAAUGCAGGACUUUAUAGCUGGUCGGGGCUCUAAGAAGACACAGUCGAAACUGUAA